This is a messenger RNA of Chlamydomonas reinhardtii, 4953 nucleotides long. RefSeq lists its product as uncharacterized. The transcript is spliced from 2 exons. Bases 766 to 4170 code for a protein of 1134 amino acids. The record is from RefSeq and is a predicted model, not a curated record. NCBI's taxonomy places the organism in Eukaryota, Viridiplantae, Chlorophyta, Chlorophyceae, Chlamydomonadales, Chlamydomonadaceae.
CGUACUUACGAACGUGGCCUGGUACGAGCUCGCGCGACUAAGCGCUGCGGGCGCGCCAUUUUAUUCAGCCUCAACCGCCUCGAAAUAUGAAAGCCCAUACAACGCUGCGAUCACAGAGUUGUAGUACGCUUUUGCUUGCAUGUGACACUUGAGUCGAUGCCGACGACUGCGAACAGGAAGUUUGGCCCAGCGAUCUCAGGCUGACUGUGAACACGCCCUCGAAGCACCCGCCUUGCUAUACACUUAACAAAGAUACUGUACUAUAAUGGCAUUUACGUGGCAUCGUAGUCACUAUUAGGGUCUCUCUUGCAAACCGCCCCGCAGAAGUUUUCAAUACUGGGUUGCGCCACAGCACGCCUCGGUCGAGGCCGUGUCUGUCGUGUUAUAAUUGGCCUCCUGAGCCGCUAGCUGAAUUCGACAAAGGGCGCGAGCGCAUUCGGUUGCCCGAGCCACGGGAAACAAGCCACGGGGGCCCCCAGCUGGUCUAACCGAUUACGCCUUCGGUAAGCCGAUACGCCUGCGGACUGCAUAAUGCUACUUGGGCGCAAAGUUUGUGCACGUUCUUGGCCUGGCAUCAUCACGAAGUUCGCGUUAUGCCAGCGGCGGAGUAGUCGCGCCGGCGCGCCUCACAAAGCACCGACCCAGCUUGGCUAUAUAAUUAUAUAGCUCUACAGCACGCACUUGGUGGUAGCUGGCUGCUGAGGAACCGAAUUCCGGCCAGCGGCGGUUGAGAAUAAUGCAUUCGCGCAAACAAGCACGCACGUUAUGCCCGCCGGCACCGCAGGUCGUAUCAUGCGCUGUGUUCCUGAGGAGGCACCAACGGUGGGGAGUUUAGACAAAUGGCUGCUGCUUGCGGCUGGCCGCGGAGGCGACUUACAGAGGCCCCAUGGCGCCGCGCUUGAGACCACACUGGUCGGUUUGCCUCCCAGCAUCAGCAGCACUUCACUCCUGGCCUCCUCGGCCGCCGAAUCGGCAAGCUGCCAGCCAUUGGAACCUCUGGUGCUUCGGCCUUACGUCGCUUCGGAGCCACUGCCUAUCCCCAUGCCUUGCGGCCCUUCAUCGUUCCCGACGUCGUCUCGCACAGCGCCGCCGCCGCAGCCAUCCCGCCUGCACCACGCAGGCUUGCUGCUAGCGGCGGCGGGCCGACGUGGGGCCAGCCAGGCUACUGCAUCGGCGGCGGCGGCCUCGAGGGUGAAAACGUCAGCGGCUCAGGCGGCCUCCUGGGGACCGGGCGGAGGCCGGGCCGACAGCGUUGCUCCUGCUGCUGUGGGCGGCUCGCCAGGGGCCUUGCUGGCGGCCUCCGGCGGCGCCCAUGGGAUGAUGGGUUGCGUUGCCGCUGUGGGCCACGUAGGCUUGAGCAGCAUUGACGCUGGAGGCUGCAGCUCGCUGCUGGAGUACGUGUCCAGACGGCAGCGGCAGCAAGAGGAGGAGGAGGUGCGGCGGCAUUGGCAGGAGCAGCAAUGGCGGCGGCAGCAGCAGCAGCAGCAGCAGCAGCAGCAGCAGCCGCAGCAGCGGCACAUGCGGCUGCGGCUUCCGCUGCCGCAGGAUGGAUCUACUGGCCGCGGCGGCGCCUGCAGCCCCGGCAACCCCCUCAAACCCGCGGAGCCUGACGUGGCAUUGGACUACCACCACUGCUGGGCACCCCACAGCGACGACAGCCCUAACGGCUCAGAAGCACGCGACUGUGGCCGGCGGGUUGAAGAUGUCACCGUGCACCGGGGGCUGCCGCGCGCCGCCCGUGCCCUCGGCGCCAUCGCGGCCGCAGCUGCUGCUACUGCCGCCGGCCCGGUCGCUACUGCGCCCGCCAGCCUCUCGCCUGCUGCUGCUACUGCCGCAGCUGACGAUGGCGCCGCCUCCAGCUACAUCAGCUGCUACAGCUCAGCCGCCGCGUCACUGGCGUCGAUCGGCAGUAGCUGGCACGCCGACAGCUACAGCAGCCAGCGGCUGCUGCCGCUGCUACAGCCGCAUCUUGAUGGCCCGGUCAUCGCCGCGCCGCAGCUGCAGUGUGUGCCGCUACAGCCGUCUGAGGAAGACAUCCUGGCGGCGAUGCGCGUGCUGCUGGAGGGCUGCGGGUACGGCAGCAGUGGCAGCAGCAUUAGCAGUAGCAGCAGUGACAUUGACGGCAGUAGCAGGAGCGAUAGGGACGCUGACGAGGGCGCGGCCAACGACCAGCAGCAGGGGGCUGGUGAGCUGCUGAGUCAGGAUCAGGGCAACGGGCGAGUCAGCACUACUGCCACUGCUACUGCCACUGCCACUGCCACCGACACUGUCAUCCGCCGUGUGGGCGACGGCGAGCCGGCGGCCGUGGUGGCGGCGGCGGCGGCAGCCCUGCGCAAGGCUGUGUCACUGCCGGCACCCGAGCGCCAGGUUGGGCUGUGGGGCUGCUGCGGUGGCGGCUGCAGCCAGGAUUGCAUGAGGACUGCUGCUGCCGCCAGCACCGCCGCCGCCGCCGCCGCAGGAGCCAGCGCCAGCGGUUGCGGCGGGCCGCCCGGCGGCAUCGCGGCUUGCGCCGCCUGUUGCUGCUGCAUGCCCGCCGCCGCCUCCACCGCCGCCGCCGCCACCGACCUGCCACUGUGUGGGCUGCUGCUGCUGCGCGGCGCCCAGUCCUCACCCAACGGCGGGCACCCCACGCUCGCGUCCCCGGCCGUCGCCCCGCCCCCACACACGCCGUACGCCGCCGCUGCGUCCUCGGCCUGUGUAGCGGCCGCCGCCGCAAUGCAGUUGCCACUGAUGAACCUGAACUUGCCAUUGCCACCCGCGGCGGCGGUGGAGGGCCUGUGGGACAGCAGGGGCCAGCAGCAGUCGCCUUUGUCGCCGCCGCCGCUGCCGCCGCUGCACCCCGUCCUGGUCGCAUCGGUGCUGCGGGAGGCCGCCGCCGCCGCCGCAGCCGCCGUACACGUGUAUAACGGCUCAGCAGGCUCUGGUGGCAGCAUUGGCAGCACGCCUCGUGGUGGCGGCGGCGGCGGUGGCGGCUGUAGCUUCUUGCAGCAGAGGUGGGACCACCCGCAGCGGCAGCAUCAGUCGACCGCUGCUGCGGUGGCGCCGACGGCGGCGGCCUGUGAGGAUGACUGCAGCAGCUACUACUCGCCCUGUGACUCGCCCUGCUCUUCGGCCUUCAACUCCACAGCCCUGGACGGCGCCGCACCCGGCUGCGGCGGCGGCGGCGGAGCAGGAGGGCCCUUGGCGGCCGCUGGGGACGCCGGCGAGGAUGGCAGCAGCAGCGAAGGCGGCGGCCGCGACGGCGGCAGCAGCAGCGGUGGCCAUGCCGCUCGUGCGCUUCGGCCGCCGCGGAUGGCGAUUAGCAGCAGCAGCCAGCAUGAGGGUGCUACUGCUGCCCGCGGCGGCGGUGGCACGGCAGGCGCAGCGGCAGGCGGCGACAGCGGCAGCGGUGGCGGCAGCAGCGGUAGCUACAGCAGCUGCAACAGCGAGGAGGUUGAGGAGGAGAAGGAGGCAGCAGCGGCGGACACUAAUGCUGCAAUGGAAGCACCCGAACUGGAGGCGCCCGAGUCGCCCUAUGUGCGCGCCGCCACAUUCGGCGGGCCGCAGUGGUCAGGCCCCGAGGCGGCUGCGGCGGCGGCGCAGGCGCAGGCGUUGGUGGCGGCGGCGGCGGGUGGGGCUGCCGGCGGCGGCGGCGCUGAUGCCGACAGCCGCUAUGGUUGGCUGCUGCGGCGCACGCUGAGCUGUGAGGACUCCGCCAUUACCGCCGCCGCCGCCACCACUUCCAGGACCACCACCGCAAAACUCUUGAGCGCCGCCGCCGCCGCCCAUACCAGCAGCGGCAGCGGCAGGUCCCACGCAACCACGACAGUUGCCGCCGCCACGGCUGAUGCCGGUGUCGAUGCCGCCUGUGCUCCCGGCGGUGUCAGCGUUGCCGCCGCCGCCGCCCUCGCCGCCGCCCGUGUGACCCGAGUGUUUACAUCGGCACCCCGCAGCGCCGCCGCCAGCAACGACCGCAGCAGCAGCCGCAGGACUGCGGGUGGUGAGCCCACGCGCCGGCGCGCCUCCCCUCUUGGUGCUCGCUGUGCGGCGCUGGCGGCGACGGUGGGGGGCCGGCGGGGGCUGUACGAGGGCACGGUGCGGGGCGGCGAGCCCCUGGCCGUCACACUGGCGGCGGCGGCCACAGGCGGUGGCGCGGUGUGCGGUGACGGCGGGCUGCCAUCGAGUUGGUGAUUAUAUCUGAUUCACGGAGGAGGAGGAGCGAGGAGGUUGGAUGCGCCAGGGUGGCUUCUUAGUGGACAGCAAAUGCCUGUCGCAGCCCUGCCUGCUGCUGCCGAUCCACAUUUUCCCAAGUUGCGUAUGGGAAGGUAGCGAUUUUUGUGCCCGCUUCCUUUCAGUGCUUUAUUGGCUCCUUGAUUGCAUACGCCUGAACUUGGAGCUAGAGUUUUGAGACACACAGCCGUAUGUCUGCUGGUUGGGAGCCCCUGCUUACUUAUCUUUGGCGGGGCAAUGGUAGUAGUAUCAGUAUCUACAAGCAUACCCAAUCGUGCAGUGUUCCACGUGAAUAAUGAAGUAAGGACACGGCUUCAUGCAUCGGCGGGUUUUAGGUUCGCGUGCAUUGCGCAUUGCUAUCAUCAGCAUCUGGGUGGGCGAUUGACUGGAGUGUCACAUUACCAGUGGAUGAAUCAACAUUUGCGGUGGGCGGCCCGACUACUGGCCUACCUCGGAACAGGAGGUGCAUCAAGUGCUGCUGCUGUGUGCCCCCUACAUAAUACAUGUGUGCGUGCAUGCCGAUAAUGGUUGCGUGCUGCGGUUGGGUCGUCGCGGCGCAAAUGUGUGGGUGGUGGGCUCCGCGAAGGCAGCCCCGUGCGUUCGUGCGUGCCGGUGGGCAGCGGGCGGGCGGGCGAUGUGCGUGCGUGCGCACAUCCAACAGCUCCAUCUAUCUCCCCGGCACCGCGCUUCGGUUUCGUCGCUAUCACGUGCUUGAAUGACGUGAUGCUUGUGACCACCUCGGUU